Messenger RNA from Suncus etruscus (white-toothed pygmy shrew), 569 nucleotides. RefSeq names its product ribosomal protein S13 (gene RPS13). Gene Ontology annotation, cellular component: ribosome; cytosolic small ribosomal subunit; nucleolus. The record is from RefSeq and is a predicted model, not a curated record. Lineage: Eukaryota; Metazoa; Chordata; Mammalia; Eulipotyphla; Soricidae. Gene Ontology annotation, biological process: translation. Bases 74 to 529 code for a protein of 151 amino acids. Gene Ontology annotation, molecular function: small ribosomal subunit rRNA binding; structural constituent of ribosome. The transcript is spliced from 6 exons.
UUCCGGCGAGUCGGGUGGCUUCCUGCGGCGUCUCCACGCUCGUUCUCUUUUUCGCCUCCCAUCCGCCGCCAUCAUGGGUCGCAUGCACGCUCCCGGGAAGGGCCUGUCCCAGUCGGCUCUGCCGUAUCGCCGCAGCGUCCCGACCUGGCUGAAGCUGACGUCGGACGACGUGAAGGAGCAGAUCUACAAGCUGGCCAAGAAGGGCCUGACGCCAUCCCAGAUCGGUGUCAUCCUGAGGGACUCCCAUGGUGUUGCACAAGUGCGCUUUGUGACAGGCAAUAAAAUCCUGAGGAUCCUUAAGUCUAAAGGACUUGCUCCUGAUCUUCCCGAGGAUCUCUACCAUUUAAUUAAGAAAGCUGUUGCUGUCCGCAAGCAUCUUGAGAGGAACAGAAAGGAUAAGGAUGCUAAAUUCCGUCUGAUCCUAAUUGAGAGUCGUAUUCACCGUUUGGCCCGCUAUUAUAAGACCAAACGGGUUCUCCCUCCCAAUUGGAAAUAUGAAUCAUCAACAGCCUCAGCCUUGGUUGCAUAAAUUUGUGUAUUCAGGCAAUAAAAUCAUUGUUUAACUAGAA